AUGAACUAUGAAGAAAGUCCACCCACAGCCACUCCAGCAAGUUGUGCGAUCAACCUUGUCAACACUAUUUUAGGCACUGGUUUACUUGCCAUGCCAGCAGCAUUGGCUUCAAUAGGACUGAUACCAGGCAUUGCUGUUGUCUUCCUAUCGGCAGUGGCAUCAGGUAUGGGUUUAUACUUUCUGUCUCGCUGCGCUGCACGCACGGAAGGCCGGAAUGCAUCAUUCUUUGCUAUUUCCAAAUUAACGUGGCCCAAUCUUGCCGUAUUUUUUGAUCUGGCUAUUGCCAUCAAAUGCUUUGGCGUGGCGGUGAGCUAUCUGAUCAUCAUCGGUGACCUUAUGCCUCAGGUGGUUGCUUCGUUCUCUGAUCAUGCAGGAGCACAGGACCAAAUGCUACUGGAUAGACGCUUCUGGAUCACCGUGUUCAUGGCCAUGACCAUCCUCCCUCUUAGUUUCUUGAGAAAGCUGGACUCUCUCAAAUAUACCAGCAUCGUUGCUUUGGUUGCAGUCGUUUAUCUUUGUGCUAUCGUCAUCUACUACUUUUUUGCACCCACUCCCCUUACUCCUGACGGCAAAGAGCCUGUCAUCGAGCUCGUCAGCUUUACUGUCGUAUUUUUCAGACGAUUGCCGCUGUUUGUGUUUGCCUUCACAUGCCAUCAGAAUAUUUUUUCUGUAUACAAUGAGCUCAAGGACAAUAGCCAAUUCCAAGUCACUAAGGUGAUCAGCUCAUCUAUUGGAAGUGCGGCUGGUGUCUAUCAAGCCAUUGGCAUUAUGGGAUAUCUGACGUUUGGCAAGGAUGUGCUCAGCAACGUCAUUCUUGAAUAUCCUCAAAGUCCAUUUGUUGCCGGUGGUCGACUUGCUAUCGUGGUACUCGUUGUGUUCAGCUAUCCCCUUCAAGCACAUCCAUGCCGUGCAUCCCUGGAUAAGAUUUUAGCAUGGCGAUCACCGGAAGCUCGGGGACUCAAAGUACCUCCGCCGCCAUCUGCACUCAAAUACUUUAUCAUGACGACGACGAUCCUCGUGGGAAGUUAUCUGAUCGCCAUCACAGUGUCCGAGUUGGACCUGGUACUGGCGUUUGUGGGAUCGACAGGAUCUACAACCAUUUCAUUCAUUCUCCCUGGCAUCUUUUAUUACAAGAUCCAUGAGAAUGAUCCCUGGAAACCGGGCAAAAUCUCCGCCGUGUGCUUGGCCAUUUAUGGUAUUCUGGUGAUGGGCGUCUGUUUGACAUUUAACAUCAUUCGUGUUGUGAAAUAG
Molecule: messenger RNA, 1251 nt
Organism: Zychaea mexicana
Lineage: Eukaryota; Fungi; Mucoromycota; Mucoromycetes; Mucorales; Lichtheimiaceae
Product: transmembrane amino acid transporter protein-domain-containing protein
Exons: 6
Coding region: 1-1251 (416 amino acids)
Biological process (GO): amino acid transmembrane transport
Cellular component (GO): fungal-type vacuole membrane
Molecular function (GO): L-arginine transmembrane transporter activity; L-glutamate transmembrane transporter activity; L-tyrosine transmembrane transporter activity
Source: RefSeq, a predicted model, not a curated record